Acinonyx jubatus (cheetah) is the source of this 3640-nucleotide messenger RNA. RefSeq names its product kelch domain containing 4 (gene KLHDC4). The record is from RefSeq and is a predicted model, not a curated record. The transcript has 12 exons. Gene Ontology annotation, molecular function: protein binding. Bases 79 to 1821 code for a protein of 580 amino acids. Lineage: Eukaryota; Metazoa; Chordata; Mammalia; Carnivora; Felidae.
UAUUUCCGGUGCGCCGCGCCGCGCUCUGCUUCGCUGCCCGCCCCUCUGGGAGGCCUGGUUCCUCCUCGGACCGGCGCGAUGGGCAAGAAGGGCAAGAAGGAGAAGAAGGGCCGCGGGGCGGAGAAGACGGCCGCCAAGAUGGAGAAGAAGGUGUCCAAGCGCUCGCGGAAGGAGGAGGAAGACCUGGAAGCUCUCCUCGCGCACUUCCAGGCACUGGACGCCACCAAGACUCAGGUCGUGGAGACACCGUGCCCCCCGCCUUCUCCAAGGUUGCACGCCUCCUUGUCUGCGCAUCCUGACAAAGAUGAAUUAAUCCUUUUCGGAGGUGAAUAUUUCAAUGGCCAAAAAACAUCUGUGUAUAAUGAACUCUACACCUACAGUAUCAGGAAGGACGCCUGGACCAAAGUGGAGAUCCCCAACCCGCCCCCGAGGCGCUGUGCUCACCAGGCUGUGGUGGUGCCCCGAGGUGGGGGUCAGCUGUGGAUCUUCGGAGGGGAGUUUGCCUCUCCCGACGGAGAGCAGUUCUACCACUACAGGGAUCUCUGGGUCCUGCAUUUGGCCACCAAGACUUGGGAGCAAGUAAGGGCAACAGGAGGCCCUUCAGGUCGGAGUGGACAUCGGAUGGUAGCCUGGAAGAGACAGUUAAUACUUUUCGGUGGCUUCCAUGAGAGUACGAGAGAUUACAUCUACUACAAUGACGUGUACGCCUUUGACCUGGACACGUUCACGUGGAGUAGACUGUGCCCUUCGGGGACUGGGCCCACCCCCAGAUCGGGCUGCCAGAUGUCUGUCACUCCCCAGGGCAGCAUUGUCAUCUACGGGGGCUACUCGAAGCAGAGAGUCAAGAAGGAUGUGGACAGAGGCACGCAGCAUUCCGACAUGUUCCUGCUGCAGCCUGUGGAUGGAAGGGAAGGCAAGUGGGGAUGGACGCGUAUUAACCCUGCGGGAGCCAAGCCCACCCCGAGGUCUGGCUUUUCGGUGGCUGUGACCCCGAAUCAUCAGACGCUGCUGUUUGGGGGCGUGUGUGACGAGGAAGAGGAGGAGAGCCUGGAGGGGGACUUCCUCAAUGACCUGCACUUCUAUGACGCCACCAGGAACCGCUGGCUUGCGGGGCAGCUGAAGGGACCUAAGUCAGAGAAGAGGAAACGGAGGAGGGGCAGAAAAGCAGAGCCCGAAGGUGCCGACAAGCAGGAGCGCGGGGGGGCCGGUGCCCAGGAGCCCCUGGAGGUGGUCAGAGAGGUGGUCGCAGAGGACGGGACCGUGGUCACCAUUAAACAGGUUCUUGCCGCCCCAGUCCCGGCGGGACAGCCACAGUCCGAGGAGGAGGACAGCCCCGACGAAGCCAGUGGCCCCGUGGUGGAGCCCAGUCCCCGCUCCAACGCCAUGCUGGCCGUGAAGCACGGGCGGCUCUACCUGUACGGGGGCAUGUUUGAGGCAGGUGACCGCCAGGUCACCCUUAGUGACCUGUACUGCCUGGAUCUCCACAAGAUGCAGGAGUGGACGGCCUUGGUGGAGGCGGACCCAGGAGCUCAGGAGUGGCUGGAGGAGACGGAGUCAGAAGAAGACAGUGAGGAGGGCGCCGAGGGCGGAAGUGACGACGAGGACAGUGGCGACAGCGGCGGGGAGGCUGGGGGCCCGGCUCCGGGCCCAGGGAGGGCGCCGGCUGGCCGUUCUGGAGAUUGCGUCGGGGCCAGACCUGCCUCCCAAGACAGCACCAACCUGGCAGCCGCCAGAGAAGCCCCCACACGCUGCUGUCCCACCACCCAGCCCUGCGUGCACCUGGCCUCCCUCUUCCCAUCACCGGCACCUUCUGGGCUCUGAGGAGGGAGCCCCGGGGAGCCGAGGCUGGGUGGACCGUGGCAGGCCCCGGGGCCACCCUGACCCUCGGCAGUCGCCGCAGCCCAUCGUCCCAGCCAUCCUCUGGCACCUUCUGGAAGCACAAUCACUAGCCCUCUAUGCGUGGAAGAGACCGGCUCAGAGAGUUUGAGAAACUUCUCUACGUCUGUAUGAAUCAUGGUUUCCAGUUGCUGAGAGAGAGCUGGUUUCCCACAGGCUCCACCCAGAGGGAAGGCUCAGCUCCCAUCAGCUGUGAACUUGGGGGGUGACCGUCAUGUGGAGCACAGGCACGGCCCCUCUGUGGAGGAGCUGUAGUGCCCAGGGAGUCCAACGGACUCAGGCGGCACUGAUUUCAGCCCCUACGCACAGGCCUGAUGUGGGGACUCCAGCAAAGGGGGUUUGCACUCAGGUGCGUGAACCUUCCAUGCGCGCACACGUGCUGACAGCCCACACCAGACGAUGCCCCAGCCCAGCGUGGUUGCAGGUGCGGUGACGGGCCCCCAGCUGAGCCUGAGGACAGCACCUUGUAGCUGGGAGCAGGACCUUCCCACCCAGCCGUCCCAGUGGCUCCGACUCAGGCCUCCACGGGGUCUCGGCCGCCGAUCCCAAAGGAGACCCUCUUCCCUCGUAAAACAGGGCAGGAUAACACCAGGGGUCCACGCGUCUCACCUGCCUCGUGUCCUGGCUCCGGGGCACUGCUUCCCAACCCCAGAGAAACCAACACACCGUGGCCUGUCCCCAGGACAGGCAGCCUGUUAUCAGUAACAGGUGAGUUGACAAACGAUCACUGCUACCUGGGGACCUGUUCCCCGCAUGCCAGGGGCUUCCAGAAGCCCCAGAGAAGUCGUUUCUGCCACACGCUGCCCAGCAACCCUGACAUGGGGCCUUCACAUGGUCCCCCGUGUCCCCUGAAACAGAGACAGGUGCCUCAACACAGACGGAGAGAGGAGGCCCGGCCCCGGGAGAGAGAGGCGCUCUUGCUGAUGGAGUGUUCUCGACGCCCCCCUGCCCGGAAGCAGAGCAGCCCCUGAGCUUGGCUCUGGGGAAAUGAUACAGCUUUUCCACAGAAUGUUCCACGGGCUGAUCUGGGAUAACGACCAUUUCAUUAAGCUGUAACUCCACCCACACCGUUCACCCGUGGAACACCUACGCUGCAGUGGUUUUCAGCGUCUUUACGGUCAUUUUUAGGACACCUUCAGCACCCCGAGACCCCGUGUCCUUCAUCAUCAGUCACCGCCUCCCCACAGCCCGAGGUACCCACCCCACCACUUCCCCCUCACCGGGUGGACCUGCUCUGGGUGCUCCCCAGCCAACUGACUGUUGUGUGACUUAUUUUAACUGAAGUGAAGUUCACAUGACGAAACACAAGUGCACAGCUGGGGCACUGUGUUCACUGAGCUGUGUAUCCACCGUUUCCGCCGGGCUCCAGGGCGCGUCCGUCACAGAGGGGUCCGAGCCUGUCACCCGGAGCACAGGCACGGCCCUGUCACUCCCGCCCCCACCUUGCCCCAGCGUGGGCAGUUCCGAGCCACCUGCUGCGGUGGACAAAGCACCCGCCAUGGUCUCGGCCUGAUGGCUUGUGGCUGCUGCAUGCGACACUGGGUGUGGCCCUUAUCCUGGGACCUGGGGUCAUCGUCUGGCAAAGGAGCGUGAAUUGUGGGACCCGAGCAGGCGACGACCACCCUCGCCUCUCAGACACCCUCGCGCAACAAGUCUGGGAAGGUCUGGCCCUCGGGUGCCUGGCGGGCUGCCAUCGGUGACAGAAUGCUGAAAAGGGAGUAUGUUAUGGGGCCUGUAAGCCGAG